AUGGAUGAAGAUGGAAAGAAUAUUAGCGAUGAUAUAUCAAGUCUUUUACAUGCGGCUGAAGAAUGGGCAGAUGAACGAUUGCUUCCUAUAAAUUCAUCACAUGAUUUUGAUAAUUCAAUUUCUUAUCCUAUUCAUGUACCGGUUGAGGAAGUUGCUGGACAAGUUGCCUUAGAGCUAUGCAAAAUUUAUAAUUGGGAUCCUGAAACGGGCGCUGAUAGGCGACUUUCAAGACGAAAUGCCAGUGAUACAACGUCCAUACAACAGUCUUCAGAAGUUGCCUCAUCAGCAAAGCAUGUCGAAUAUCAUGAGCAGGACAUUUUGCCUGAUAUAUUUCAACAACCGGAUGUAAUAACAUUCGAAGAUAAUAUAAAUAAAACAUAUACCGUAAAAAAAAAUCCGCUUAAUAAAAAGGAACAGUUGGAUAAACCUGCCGAGGUAAUUCAUAAUAAUGUUGCUGUUUCCUUUAAUACAACGAAAGUAAUGAAUGUACCCAAUCAGAUAAUUCAUGAUGAUAAUAUCAUGAAUAAAACACUAGCCUGUAUCUCACCAAAAAUGACGAAAGAAUUGGACAAACCUAAUCAGGUAACUCAAGAUAAUUUGAAGCAAAAGUUAACUAUGACUGAAAAAAUUGCCAUGCUUUCCGUCCCGGAUACUAUUUCUUCUUUGACUGCCGGCAUCUCUUAUGGUAGUAAAAUUAUUACUGUAAACAACGCUGAAAGGAACACUUAUAUUUCACCGAAUGAUAACUGUCCCGGUAUAAUGAAUCAAAAUGAAAUGUCUAAUGCAGAAGGAAAUCCUCAAAGUAUGAAGCAAAAAUUCUUUUCUGUUGCUUCCGAAGAAUUAGCUGUAAAUUGUGCACAAGAUACUACACUUUUCUCUGGAAAAAUGGAUUGUCGAGAACUUCCAGACAAUAACCUCACCAUCACUAUUCCUCAUACAAAAUCUCCAAAAGAAACCCAAAAAACAUCAGAAAUAACAAAUUCUGGAUCAAAUGAUAUCAAUGAAAAAAAUAUUAAUGCUUAUGGAAACGGAAAUAUUGUCAACUCACACUGUUCAACAGAUAACGAUGACGUUAUUAUUACCACAGCUAAUUUUUCAUUUCCUGCUGUUGAAACGAGCAUAUUUACUGAUAAUGAAAUUAAUCGGUCAACUGUCUCGAAGGUUGAUGAAAUUAUCAAGUCAUCUUUUUCAAAUUUUUCGCCGAGUGCUACUGAUACAAAGAAUAUUACGAACUUACCUGAGAACGAUAUUUCAAUUCCAAAGAUCUCUGUUAUCGCUAAUAUAACACCACAACAAUUUUCACAGCAUUCUGAUGAAAAUAAGGAAAGUUUGAUGGUCAUUAACUCAACGGAAUUCAAUUCAAUUCGAAAUGAUCAUUGUGCUUUACCGGAAGAAAAUCGUGCUUUAAUCAUUGAGUUAAAUAAUAGAUUAAAUCUCUUACAGAAUAGUAUCAGGCCAUCACAAACUAUAAUUCAAGAAGUUGACAAUCAAGAUCUUAUUUCUUCCAAAACAACAAAGCAAUCGGAAAAAUAUUUGUUGACUGUACCAGCAAAUUUAAAUCUAAGUCCUGCCGUUAAAGAAAUUAAAAAUAAUGCUAUGAUGGCAUUACCAAAUAUCAAUAAUUCUAUGCAAACUGAAAGCAGUACAUAUUUGUAUGACAGAAAAAAUUACGCAAAUUUGGAAACGAAUAUAGAUGCUGAAAAUGCAUCAAAGAACCAAUUAAUUAUCAGUAAUGAAAUUACGGAUCCAAUGACAAAUGUAAAUGAUGAGCGUAUUGCUGCGAAUAAUCAAACGCAAUUUUACCUGGAAAAUCACUUGGAUCAUCUGGAAAAACGUUGUAAAGAAAGUAAAGAAUUUCAAACAGAUGCAAUCGGAAAGGAAUUCAUAACCAGAUCUAUAAAAACAGAUCAGAAAAAUGAAAAUGAAUCGGACAAAAUUGUAGAUGACAAAUUAAACAGUUCACCAAAUGGAGAAAAUCAAAUUAAUACAGCUGAAAAUACUUCAUUCAAUAAGUCGUUAACAGCAAUAAAUUCUUUUAAAAACAGUACUGACGAACAAUCAAUAAUGGGCAAAAGAUCAUUUUUGGAUGAGCCAAUUAAAUUUUUCAACUACUUAUCAUCAUCAGCGCGACGAAAAUCAUGUCCAUCUUCGACUAAGCAAAAUCCCGCUCAAACUAAUAAAUUUUCAACACGAGCUGGAAUGCGAGCAAAAACAGUUCGUGAAAUUCUGAAAACUCCAACAAUUAUGACAUCCGAUGUUGUUCGAAAAUUGAAUAUCAGACAAAAUUCGGGCUCAGUUCAUUCGACAGGACGGGUUAAUCCACCGAAGAAACCAAAUAGAUUACCACUGGAAACUCGCGCUUCUCGUCUGAAAGCUAAUUAUUUAGCGAAGGAACGAGCUGAAAAAGAAAAUGCAAAAAGAUUAAAAAUGAUUGAAGACCAAAAUCUAUCACCUAUAACAGCUGGUCGUUUGUCAGUGUUACGAAAAAUAUUACCAUCCGCUUCUCAGAAUCAUAUAAAAUCGAUUGAUGUCAAGAAAUCAAAGAUACCGAUUCCAUCCGGCACUAAGAAUCCUUCAAAAUCGGAUUGUUCCAGAAAAUCAAAUAUACCGUUAAGUUUAAGUGUCAAUAAUCAAGUUUGCGAUUUUGGGAAAAAACAUACUGUCCGCCAAUUACUAAAGUACUUUAUUAUUUGUAAUAAUCAGAAAACAGCUUACCAUUUCAGGAUAUUAUUCGGUUCUAAGAAUCCAGCUAAACCGAGCAGUUCUAGAAAAUCAAAUAUACCAUUAGCUUUAAAUCGCAAUAAUGGGCUGAAUAGUUUUCGGAGAAAUACACUACCACCAAUUGUUGAGACGCCACAAGCAAGCAGACGGAAAAAUUGGAUGAAAGAAUUUGAAAUAUAA
Molecule: messenger RNA, 2901 nt
Organism: Brugia malayi
Lineage: Eukaryota; Metazoa; Nematoda; Chromadorea; Rhabditida; Onchocercidae
Exons: 11
Coding region: 1-2901 (966 amino acids)
Source: RefSeq, a predicted model, not a curated record